Molecule: messenger RNA, 2461 nt
Organism: Anarrhichthys ocellatus (wolf-eel)
Lineage: Eukaryota; Metazoa; Chordata; Actinopteri; Perciformes; Anarhichadidae
Gene: sgcg
Product: sarcoglycan, gamma
Exons: 8
Coding region: 251-1123 (290 amino acids)
Biological process (GO): cardiac muscle tissue development; heart contraction
Cellular component (GO): sarcoglycan complex; sarcolemma
Source: RefSeq, a predicted model, not a curated record
CUCUGAUGAUAUUCAAAUGUCUGCAGGAAGCCUGAGACGGCAGAGGGAGUCGUGGUGGGAGCGCCGUCUCGUGGUGAUUAACCAGGGCGCUUCCAGAGCUGGAUUUAUGGCACGCAGCUGUUGAGUGGCUGACAGACGAGUGAGUGGCUCAAGCACUGCUGCUUCUCCAGCUGCUCUUACCAGCUCGAGCUCUGCUUAUACCGUUGCGUAGAGAAGAGGACUGCUGUGCCUGAACACACAACGCCAGCAGAUGGUGCGGGAGCAGUAUGUCACCACCACCCAGGGCAGCAGCUCGCCCAGGCCGGUGCCCGACCACGUCUACAAGAUCGGCAUCUACGGCUGGAGGAAGCGCUGCCUCUACCUGUUCGUCCUGCUGCUCAUCAUCAUCUUGGUGGUCAACUUUGCCCUCACCAUCUGGAUCCUCCGGGUGAUGUGGUUCAACACGGAAGGGAUGGGACUCCUACAGGUUAACUCAGACGGGGUCAAGCUGGAGGAGGGCGAGUCGGAGUUUCUUUUCCCCGUCUACGCUCAGGAGAUCCACUCCAGAGAAGACUCUUCACUUCUAGUGCACUCAUCGGAAAAUGUUUCGCUUCAGGCCCGUGAUGAAAAUGGUGAUGUCACAGGGAGGAUGUCUGUGGGUCCAACGGAGGCUCAGGGACACACUCCAAAUCUGCUCAUUAACUCCCACAACGACAACAUGCUGUUCACUGCAGAUGGUGCCCAGGCUGUGAUUGGACCAGACAAACUACGAGUCACAGGGCCUGAAGGAGCCCUGUUCCAGCAUUCAGUGGAGGUGCCCCUGCUGAAAUCUGAAGUGUUGAAAGACCUGAGGUUGGAGUCUCCUACUCGCUCUCUCAGUUUGGAAGCGCCAAAAGGAGUUCAUUUCAAAGCGCUGGCCGGCAACAUUGAAGUUGCUUCUAACAUGGAUGUCAUUCUGCAGUCUAGUAUAGGACUGCUGGUGCUAGACGCUGAGACGGUCCGCAUGCCGAGCUUGCCCCAGAGCGAAGGAGGGGUUUCUGGAAAUGCUCAGGGUCUCUAUGAGGUCUGCGUUUGUCUCAGCGGCAAGCUCUUCCUGUCCAAGGCUGGGGUCACCUCCACUUGCAGCGAGAAUCAGGAGUGCUAGAAAGACUCCGACAAGGUAAUCGAUUUUCCAUCUCUCAGUAGAUGCGUCUUCUGGGAGGCAGCGAGCACAACUGUUUAUAUUCGGCCUGGAGUUAAAAAAAAGAAAAAAAGAAUAUUUAUACCACAGUGGGUCUCUGAUGAUCUCAGAGCUAAGAUCCCACUGGCACAUCGAGGCCUGUAAAAGUACAAAUGCCUGCUGGCGUACAUGUAGGAGACGUCAUGAAAUGCAUCCUUUUAGUUGCAUUUAUGAUCCUCUAACCAUUCAGCUGAAACACAUCGUUCCAAAUGUAUCAGCAUCAGAGCUUUGUGAAGAUUUACACACAGUAUCAUGGCUGGGCAAUGAGGAGCUGGUAACAGCUUACAUCCUAUGCAAUAUUAUCUUGUGGUGCAAUAAAUAAAUAUAAAUUAACACAUAUCAAGGGCUUGGAAUAUAAAAAAUCUUUAAAAUGCGGACAGAAUGUUAUUUUGGUCUACAUACGUAUGCCCUUCUGGGUCCAAGCCCUUGGUAUGUAUUUUUUUUUUGUCUUGGUGUUCAGCAUGUUUUUUUAUUUAAUUGGGGAAAAUAUUAUGAAAUGCUGGUAAAUAUCUUGUCAUUGUCACUUCAGAUUGAUUUUUUUAUUAUUAUUUUUACCCUAAUCAGAUAAAACACUAGGCAUCAGACUUGUUCCUUUUCUUUCAACUACUUUUUAAAGUUUGACAUUAAAAUACCAUGUGCUUAUGGUACCAUAAAGUGUUACUAGUGUGAUAUCGUGUGUGCAGUUGUUUCCGUUUUUUUUUAGUUAAUACAAUUAUGUAUGUUUUGCCCUGUGUAUUUUUAAGCCCCACAUAAGCAUGCAAUUAUGCCUUAGCUACAAAACAGUUUUUCUUGCACGUAAGCUGGUCUGUUUCUUCAGUAACCUCAUUUACAUCCAAUGGUCUAUGACUGAAAAAACAUUCCUUUUGUCCACCUUAACAUGGAAGCAAAAGCUAAACAUUUCUAAUGGACUACAUGUAGUUAUGGGUAGUUUAUGAUUCGGAGUGGAAAACAAGGGUAUUAUUUCAGUUCUGCUUUUGGUCAAAUAUGCCUUAUUUUUACACAAUACGCAUGACGGGGAAUAAACUACAUUUGUGUCUGUAAGAUAAAGAUUCUCAGUUCAUGAAGUCAAAAAGGGCAAUAUUUUGUAAUGGCUGCAUUGAGUUUAGCAUUAAUUCAACUGCAAGAAUGCAUAAGUAAUAUCAGACAAUUUUAUCAGUAUUUGUAAGUAGAUAAUUAGAAAAUCUCACAUGUUCUGGCCUAUUUUGAUAGUGUGUAAUGUGUAUUUAUUUUUGUAUGUUGAAUAAACUUUGUGCUAUUCUAUGA